This is a messenger RNA of Dictyostelium discoideum AX4, 1722 nucleotides long. RefSeq lists its product as hypothetical. Bases 1 to 1722 code for a protein of 573 amino acids. The record is from RefSeq and is a predicted model, not a curated record. Lineage: Eukaryota; Evosea; Eumycetozoa; Dictyosteliales; Dictyosteliaceae. The transcript is spliced from 2 exons. Gene Ontology annotation, cellular component: nucleolus. Gene Ontology annotation, molecular function: RNA helicase activity; nucleotide binding; nucleic acid binding.
AUGUUGGGAAUUAAAUUAUUUAAAAAUGCAAUAAAACAUACAAAUGGUAUAAGAAGUAUAAGUACAUUUAGAUCAACAGAACCAUUAUUUGCAUCAUUUCAAAGAAGAAGUGAAGGAUCAACUCAAUCAUUUGGAGAGACUAAUAAUUAUCAAAAUAACUAUAAUAAUAAUAAUAAUAAUAAUAAUAAUAGUUUUAUGAAUAAUGAUGGAUAUAAUAGUAAAUCAAAUAAUGGUUUUGAUAAUUUUGGGAAUAAAAAAAGAGAAAUUAAUUGGGAUGAUGAAUUAAAAAAUAUGGCACCAAUUAGAAAGAGAUUAAUAGAUUUACCAACAGAGGAUCAACAAGAAACAAUGGAUUUUAUUAAAGAGUUUGAGAUAUCAAUUAAAAAGGAAAAUAAUUUUUAUUUACCAAAACCAAUUGAUACCAUAGAGUCAGUUCCAUUCCAAAGUACAAUUAAAAAUUUCUUAUCUAAAAAAUUUGAAAAACCAACACCAGUUCAAAGUUUAGGUUGGCCAAUUGCCUUGUCAGGUAGUGAUAUGUUGGGUAUUUCAAAGACAGGUUCAGGUAAAACACUUUCAUUCAUUUUACCAGCAAUCGAACAUAUAUUGGCACAACCACGUCAAUCCUACUAUCCAGGACCAUCGGUAUUAGUAGUUGCACCAACUCGUGAGUUGGCAAAUCAAAUCAAUCAAGAAGCCGAACAAUAUCUUAGAUUGGUAAAUAUUGAAAUCGCCACAAUCUAUGGUGGCGCCCCAAGACGUUCUCAACAACUUCAAUUGUCUAGACGUCCAAAGAUCGUUGUUGGUACUCCAGGUAGAAUUAUCGAUUUUAUGGAAAGUGGUGAUUUAUCCCUCAAGAAUAUUUCAUUCUUAGUCGUUGAUGAAGCAGAUAGAUUAAUGGAGAUGGGUUUUGAACAACAAAUUGAUGGUAUUUUCAACUCAAUUCGUCCAGAUAGACAAGUACUCUAUUGGUCUGCAACUUGGCCAAAGAAAGUAAGCUCAUUCGCUGAAAAACACAUUAGAACUCCAAUUAGAUUACAAAUCGGUAGCAGUCAAUUGACAGCCAAUAAAAAUAUCAGUCAAAAGUUCAAAAUCGUUCCAACCGAUGCUGACAAAGUUGAUGCCCUCAUGGAUACAUUGGGUGAAAUCUAUUCAGCCGAUGAAAAAGCACAAACUCUUAUUUUUACAAUGACCAAAAAAGGUGCCGAUACCUUGAAACAUUACAUUCAAUCCAAUGGUGAUAACGUUAGAAUCGAUACCCUUCACGGUGAUGUCGAUCAAAAUAGACGUGAAAGAAUCGUUCAAGAUUUCAAAAAUAAACGUUUAGAUAUUGUUGUUGCAACUGAUGUUGCCUCUAGAGGUUUAGAUAUUAAAGGCAUUAGUCAUGUCAUUAAUUUCUCUUUACCUUCUGAUUGUGAAACUUAUGUACAUCGUAUUGGUCGUACCGGUAGAGCAGGUGCCCUCGGUACAUCUCAUUCAAUUCUCUCAAAUAACUCUUUAGAUGAUAUGGAAUUGGUUGGUGAUUUAACUAAUCUCUUACAAAGAUCCGAACAAGAGGUUCCUUCUGAAUUUUUAGAUAUUAACGCAAUUAGAAAUAGACAAAAUAUGAAAGGUGGAAAUGGUGGUGGUAGAAAUGGUGGUGGUGGUAGAAAUGGUGGUGGUAGAAAUGGUGGUGGUAAUAGAGGCGGUAAUAGAGGUGGAAAUUAUGGUGGUCGUAGAUAUUAA